Rhodamnia argentea is the source of this 3456-nucleotide messenger RNA. RefSeq names its product SNF2 domain-containing protein CLASSY 4-like. The coding region runs from base 1 to 3456 and encodes 1151 amino acids. Gene Ontology annotation, biological process: gene silencing by siRNA-directed DNA methylation. Gene Ontology annotation, molecular function: ATP-dependent chromatin remodeler activity; ATP binding. The record is from RefSeq and is a predicted model, not a curated record. Lineage: Eukaryota; Viridiplantae; Streptophyta; Magnoliopsida; Myrtales; Myrtaceae. The transcript has 5 exons.
AUGGCUUCUCACUCCUCUGUAGCAUCGAGAACCCGAUCCCGGACAAAGAAAGAAGCUAACUUUGCUGGAGUUUUCUCCAAUGUGGAGCCCGGAUCUUCAGGAGCGAAGCGCGCGGUGCGUGAUGUACGCUUUCGCGAGACUUCUGGCCCAGAAGCAGAGAGCAGCGGCAGAGGAGCUCGACAAAGAGUCUCCUCUGUUUCGGGUGGUUUGGACGGCGGAGGCGGCGCCGGUGAUGACAGCCGUGAGAGCAUUGAUGUUACAGACGGUGCAGACGACACUGACACUGAUGAAGUGAUUUCAGUGAGUGGAAGUGAGGAGGAGGAAGAAGAGUCCAGCGAUCACAGAUCUCAGACGGUGCCAAGGUUUGAGCCUAACCGUGUCUCUCAUAAACUUAAGAACAUUGAUAUUGUUGAUGUCGUCAUUAGUGACUCUGAUGAAGAGGAGAGCAUGGACUUUGAGUAUGCUGAGAGUGUAGGUGGCCAUGAAAAUGGAAGGUUUGGAGAUGAUCUGCGGGUGAUUGACGAUGCGGGAAAGAAAGAGGAUGUGGAACGUAGAGUUUCAUGGGUCAAUGAGUGGUUGCAGGAUGAUGCGGAGGAGGAAAAAGAAGAAGAAGCGAUCAAUGUUGAGCAUGAUAUCGAGUGCAUGGAUGAUCCGGUGAUUGAUAAAGCGGAAAGGAAAGAGAAUAUGGUAUGCAGACUUUUGUGGGUGAAUGAAUGGUUGCAUGGUGAUAUGGAGGAGGUCAAGGAGGAAGGAACGAGUAAUGUUGGACCAUUAAAUGCAGAACUCAAUUCCCCUUCCAAUGAUGAGAAUGGAAAUAGUGGGAAAAUGGAGGAAAGAGGAAGUUCUAGUGUGUCGGAGCCUGAAGAAAUGAUGGAAAAAGAGGAAACAGGAGACGGGGUUAAAAAUGGCGAUGAAGGGUUGCAGGCUGAUGAUGAUGAGCAGGAGGAAGAGGAGGAGGAAGGCGGAGCAGAGAUUGAGUUCGACAGAGUGAAUGCUGGAACAGAUGUCUCUUCUGUUAAUGGAAAGGGAAUGAUCAGGGAGAUGGAAGAAAGAGGAAACUUUUGCACGCCGGAGAAAGAAGGAUCGAGUCAGAGCCAAGAGAAGUCGACUUCCCAGAUUUUGGUCUCUGGAGUUGAUAGAAGAACACAGGAGAAAGGAUUUGGGAAAGUAGAAGGUCGAAAGGAGAGGGAUUCAGGCAUGUCCUGUAGCAUCCGACAAUGGCAAAAGAAAAGGAAAUGUGAUGAUUGCAGCGGUGAGAAAGCGGUAGCAAACAGAAGUGCCGAGAAAGAGCAAACAUCUGCUACUGAUGGUACUGGGAGAAAUGAGUAUAGGGGCGAUUGGGAGUCCAGAACAAGGGGUGAGAGAGCUCGCAAAUCAAGGGAAAAUACGUUAUUCAAACUUGCCGAUUGCAUAUUGGGGAAGGAUGAGAUUCUUCAAGAUGACAUUCAGAAGGAAAGGGCAGAUGAAGAGAAACAGUUUGCUGGUGCUGUGAAGGAGGAGAGAAAGGAAAUAUUUGAGACUUUUGGCACGACAGCCAGCAGCAUGAAAAGAGACUGUUCAGUUGAUAUGUACGAGCAGAAGAAAGUCGGUGAAAUCUUGACUACGUCAGGCGAAGAGGGUGUCGGGGUGCAUCAAGCACAAGAGAGAAAAGAUCAUAGGAGCAUCGAUGACUAUGACAUUCACUGGGAGAGAUCCGUCAGGUCAAAAGAAUUUAAGUAUUUCCAACGUCUUGCUCAGAAAUUCAGAGAUAACAAAGAUGAUGCCGAUCGGGAAGAAGUUGUAUGGGAAAUACCAAGAAGGACAGAGCCGGAGCCACAGGCUGAAGUGACUCCGCUUCCCGUGAAGUUCUUCUGGGGAGACGAGGAACCGGAGCCAGCACCAAAAUCUGAAGCAGAGAAGGAGAUGGACAAGAUGUGGAGCGACAUGGAAUUUUAUCUUAGAGCUGGAGAACUUAGCUCUUCCAAACCCCCCGAAACUGAACCAAGUCGAGCCACCCUUUGUCCAGGAGGAAAGCAUGAGCUCAUCUGCAAUGAGGAAAUUGGUUUGAUUUGUCUCUUCUGUGAUCAAGUAGUGCACGAGAUAAAAUAUGUCUUCCCACCAUUUCUACCAUCAUUUGAAAAGUUCUCCACCGAAGGGUCAGGAAAGAAAACAUUGCCCAACAGAGAGAAUCCGUCUUUGUUUGAAGGGCUUUGUCUUCUGCCUUCUGGAAAUGACUCUGCCGAACUCUCUCAUCAGAGCGGCUCCAUUUUGGAUCUCAUCCCCUGUGACCGGAGUAAAUUGUAUCCACACCAGCUAGAGGGCUUUGAGUUUAUGUGGAAGAACCUAACAGGGUCUACUGAUCUAAAAGAAUUGUCCAACUCUGAGCCUAAGGACGUUGGUGGAUGCAUCAUAUCUCAUGCUCCAGGUACGGGGAAGACUUGCUUGACCAUACUUUUUCUGCACACGUAUCUCAGACUCUUCCCCAAUUCCCGCCCUGUGGUUAUUGCUCCUGCGAGCUUGCUUCUCACUUGGGAAGAAGAAUUCAGGAAGUGGAACAAGAAAUGGGACAACAGCAUUUCAUUUCACAACUUGAAUAAUCCGGAGUACUCCGGGGCAGAAAAUCCUGAGGCUAUGAGAAUGGUGGAAGCAAAUAGGCACCUCCAGCAAUGUAGCGAUGUGAUGCGGAUGAUCAAGCUCUAUUCCUGGAGUAAGAGCAGCAGCAUACUAGGCAUAAGUUACACUCUGUAUGAGAAGCUUGCUGUCCAGAAAAGGGAAGGCAUAAAGGAUCCGGAGAAGAAGUCAGCGAUUCAAAAGAAAGAUGAAGAGAUGAGAAAGAUUCUUCUCGAUUUGCCGGGUGUAGUGGUUCUUGACGAAGGGCACACACCACGAAACCAAAGGAGCAGCAUUUGGAAUCUUCUGCUGAAACUUCGGACUGAGAAGAGGAUCAUCCUCUCAGGCACCCCUUUCCAGAAUAAUUUUCUAGAGCUCUAUAACACCUUGUGCUUAGUGAGACCCGCAACAGCAGACAAACUCCCCCUUAGUCUCAAGAAAUUCUGCCAUACAAGAACAAGACAGCAGAAAAGAGCUAAAACAGAUUAUACCAAUUCCUUCGUUCAGCCACCUGACAAAGUGGCUGAUGAUGCGAUUGUGAAUCUCCGGUCUAUCAUGGCUCCAUUUGUUCAUGUUCACAAAGGGAGCAUUCUUAAAGAGAAUCUUCCUGGUAUAAAAGAGUGCAUAGUGGUGUUAAACCCUGGGGAUAUGCAAAGGAAGAUUGUCGAGAACAUUCAAAGAUCUCAAUGCGGGUUUGAGUAUGAGUUCAAGCUGUCUUUGGCCUGCAUUCACCCUUCUCUGAUCCUAAGCUGCAAUGCAUAUUCGGAUGAAAAACCUGUUAUCUGCCGUGAGCAUCAGAAGCUUGAAGAUCUGAAGACUAACACAGAUGCCGGGCCAAUACAAAGAGCCACUGUCCAUGAUCAGUGA